Messenger RNA from Ustilaginoidea virens, 1113 nucleotides. RefSeq lists its product as uncharacterized. The transcript has 6 exons. The record is from RefSeq and is a predicted model, not a curated record. Lineage: Eukaryota; Fungi; Ascomycota; Sordariomycetes; Hypocreales; Clavicipitaceae. Gene Ontology annotation, cellular component: extracellular region. Bases 1 to 1113 code for a protein of 370 amino acids.
AUGAUGCUGCAGCUUACGAGCGGUGCCAACACCGAACUUUGUCAAAAAAGCCACCAGUACCGAGGUGCUGCACAGCUGGUUCUGAAGCAAACAAAGGUCAUUCUGUUCCGAUACCCCUCAACCAAACAAAAUUUCAGAAAGCCUCCCAGCAUGAAAUCUUCAUUGUUCCUCGUAGCCACCAGCGCCAUGCUGGCUUUGGCUAGUCCUUUGCGGAAACGUGCCAUGGAAACCGAAACCGACUGGGUAACGCAGUACAUUACUGUCACGGUAACAGAUGAUGGAACUGACGCUCCUCCUACUCCUGUUCUCGUUCCUUCAACCACUUCCUCAACCACUUCCUCAAUCAUCACCACCACCACCACCUCCACCACGACCACGACCACUACCACGACCCCAGUACGAUCCCCAACAGGUCUUGUUUUCUUCGAGGCUCCUCAGCAAACCUCCUCUUCAUCCGCCAACAAGGCUCCGCCUACUCCAUCUCAGGCCCCCCUUUCGACAUCAAUCGAGCCUGUGGAGUACCCUCAAACUACCACUUCAAAGGCGGAGCCCCCAAAGGCAUCACCUUCGGCACUUUCGCCUCCCUCGUCGAAUCUGGGUGACUACGAAAACACCAUGUUGGAGCAGCACAACCUCAUCCGUCAGAACCACUCUGCCCCGGCUCUGGAGUGGGACCCCGUCCUUGCUCAGUAUGCCGCCAACACUGCCAAUACCUGCGUUUUUAAACACGACAUGAACCAGGGGACUGGUCACUAUGGCCAAAAUCUGGCUAGUGCAGGAUCAAGUGCCAACAUCGAUAACUUGAAGAUACAGUCUGCAGCCCAGGCCGUUGUUAAUCAGUGGUACAACGGCGAGGCUGCCAAUUAUGACGCAUUCUACGGCAUGGAAAACCCUCCUUCCAAUGUUCCUCUUGGCAACUACGGCCAUUUCACCCAGGUGGUGUGGAAGGCGACGACCAAGGUCGGCUGCUCUACCGUGAAAUGCCCUGCUGGUACCGUUCUCAGCCUCCCAUCAUGGUACACUGUCUGCGAUUACACUCAAGCUGGUAAUGUUGGUGGCGAGUACGGUGCCAACGUUCUCAGACCCAAGGGCAUGAAAAUGAUUGUUGUGUAA